This is a messenger RNA of Vigna umbellata (rice bean), 1798 nucleotides long. It is a transcript of the gene TCP20, whose product is annotated as TEOSINTE BRANCHED 1, cycloidea, PCF (TCP)-domain family protein 20. The record is from RefSeq and is a predicted model, not a curated record. Gene Ontology annotation, molecular function: DNA-binding transcription factor activity; sequence-specific DNA binding. Gene Ontology annotation, cellular component: nucleus. Lineage: Eukaryota; Viridiplantae; Streptophyta; Magnoliopsida; Fabales; Fabaceae.
GAGAGAGAUAGGGUUAUAGUUAUUGUCCCCAAGGUGGUGAAACUGGCAGUUAAAGUUGCUUUCAAAAUUCAUAUCUGGCUGGUCAAAACCCACUUCUACUACACACCGAGAAAGAGGUGGGAAAGGACAAGAGAGGAAGGAGAGAGAGAGAACAAAACCAAACCAUGGAGUGAAAAAAAUUGACAUGGGCACAUAGGGAUUAUAAUAUUUUAUGGUUUUGUCCCUCAAUUCUUGCCAGAAACAGUGAAAACUCACGAAAGUUUAGGACUUUUCAGGCCACCUUCUUCAAUCAAAGAGGACCCAUCAUUUCUUUUCCUUUAUUAUUAUUAUUAUUAUUAUUAUUAUUUUUAUCCUUUCUCUUUUGUGUGCUGUUGAUGGAUCCCAAGAGCUCAAAGCAGCCACUGGCACAGGAGGUGGUACCAAACUUUCUUAGCCUUCCCCAACAACAAUCGCCACCACCACAACAGCAAAAACAACAAGGUAGCAAUAGCAACAUGGGAGAGAACAAGCCAGGGGAGAUGAAGGAUUUUCAGAUAGUGGUCAGUGAGAAGGAUGAGAGCAAGAAGCAGUUGGCUCCGAAGAGGAGUUCGAACAAGGACAGACACACGAAGGUUGAAGGAAGGGGACGGAGGAUAAGGAUGCCUGCUCUGUGUGCAGCUAGAAUCUUUCAGUUGACCAGAGAAUUGGGUCACAAAUCUGAUGGGGAAACGAUCCAGUGGCUUCUUCAGCAGGCUGAGCCAUCGAUAAUAGCUGCUACUGGGACAGGUACAAUCCCAGCAUCUGCUUUGGCUGCUGCUGGGAACUCAGUUUCACCACAAGGGGCAUCUCUUUCAUCAGGGUUGCACCAUAAGAUUGAUGAAUUGGGAGGGUCCAAUAUGGGGUCAGGUAGCAGUAGGACCAGUUGGCAAAUGGUUGGGGGGAAUUUGGGGAGACCCCAUGUGGCCACGGGACUAUGGCCCCCCCAUGUCAGUGGAUUUGGAUUUCAGACAUCCUCUGGUCCAUCUAAUGCCGCCCUAGGCACUGAGAGUUCAAAUUACCUGCAAAAGAUUGCCUUCCCUGGCUUUGACUUGCCUGCUGCCGCCACCAACAUGGGUCACAUGAGUUUCACCUCAAUAUUGGGUGCUGCGGGUACCCCGCAGAUGCCUGGUUUGGAGCUGGGCCUGUCCCAGGAUGGCCAUAUUGGAGUCUUGAAUCCACAGGCCUUGAGCCAGAUUUAUCAGCAGAUGGGUCAGGCUAGAGUGCAGCAGCAGCAGCAUCAACAACAACAUCAGCAAACUCCUGCAAAGGAUGAUUCUCAAGGCUCAGGACAGUAGAGUUUUAUGGAUUUUGAUGAAAGAAACAAAAAGAAAAUAGCAUCGUCCACAAGCUGGGGUUUCUACAAUGGCUUUGUAUUGUAUAGUUGGGAGACUGUGAGGAAAAAUUAGGUGUCUCAGAGAAUUCAAUAGAAACUGGAUUUGGUUUACCCCCGUUAUUGUUCCUUCUCCCCAGUACUCGAGUCUCCAGAUACAGGUGGAAUGGAAUUGCAUGACCAGAUGGAUUGGCUUCUUUGAUCUGGUCUUAAACUAUUGUUUAAUUCAGAGGUGUGUUGAUUAUUUUGUUCUUCUCUAUGUCAGGAUGGAGUGCUGAUCGGUUUGUUUGUGAAUUUGAUUAUAUAGUUUCAUAAUCAUAUUUGUCAAAUUUUAUAUUGGAUCUGGUAUAAGUACUUUGUCAUCUGGGAAAUUUUAAUCUUUGUGAGGAACAGCACUUGCAAAUUACAUCUGUGAAUCCGUCAACUAGCAACGCCUUUUCUGUUUCUUAA